Messenger RNA from Schizosaccharomyces osmophilus, 1857 nucleotides. It is a transcript of the gene mrs1, whose product is annotated as mitochondrial and cytoplasmic arginine-tRNA ligase Rrs1/Mrs1. Bases 1 to 1857 code for a protein of 618 amino acids. Gene Ontology annotation, molecular function: ATP binding; arginine-tRNA ligase activity. Lineage: Eukaryota; Fungi; Ascomycota; Schizosaccharomycetes; Schizosaccharomycetales; Schizosaccharomycetaceae. The transcript has a single exon. Gene Ontology annotation, biological process: arginyl-tRNA aminoacylation; mitochondrial translation. Gene Ontology annotation, cellular component: cytoplasm; mitochondrion. The record is from RefSeq and is a predicted model, not a curated record.
AUGGCAGCUGUGGAACAACUUACGAUGAAUUUGAACUCUUUAGGUUUGCAGGAUCAUACUCUUCGUGAAGAAGCUGAUGUUGAACACAACCCUAUUGAUCUCUACCGCAGUUACAUUUCUACUGAACUGUCCAAAAUCAGUGGAGUAGAUGCUUCUCUUAUAUAUCCUGCUUUGGAAACUUCAAUUAGCAAAGACUCUGCUGACUUGAAUCUACCAGUUCCUCGUCUUCGUGCAAAAGGUGGUAAGCCUCAAGAAUUGGCUGCUAAAUGGGCUGAAGAAUUUCCUAAGAAUUUGGUUGAGGUUGCCGCUAAUGGAAUUUUUUUGCGUUUUAAUUUCAUUGGAUCUUCCCUUACCAAGUUGGUUUUGCCAAUGAUUUGGAACCAACGAAAAGAAUUUGGUCGUAACGAGUCCGCUAAGGGAAAGGUGGCCGUCAUUGAGUUCAGUAGCCCUAACAUUGCUAAACCUUUCCAUGCUGGUCAUCUCCGUAGUACAAUCAUUGGUUCUUUCCUGUCCAACUUGCAUGAAUCCCAAGGUUGGAAAGUACAUCGUGUUAACUACUUGGGUGAUUGGGGUAAACAGUUUGGUUUGCUUGCCAUUGGCUUUAAACGUUAUGGAAAUGAUAAGGAGUUGGAAGAAAAUCCUAUGCGUCAUCUUUAUGAUGUUUACGUGAAAAUUAAUGCCGAUGCUACUGCUGAAGAAGAAAAGAUUCAGCAAGAAAGCGCUGAAGCUGAAAGUAAGGGUGUUCCUUACACUCCCUUCGCUACCCUCCAUGACAAAGCUCGUGAGUUUUUUAGGCAUAUGGAAGCUGGCGAUGAGCAAAGUCUUAAGAUUUGGUCUCGUUUCCGUGAACUAAGUAUUCUCAAAUUGAAGGAGACGUAUGAGCGCCUUAACAUUGAGUACGACGAAUAUGACGGUGAAUCUCAGGUUUCCCUUCCAUUUAUGGAUGAAAUGACUGAUCUUCUAAAACAGAAAAACCUUGUCGAACAAGACAAUGGUGCCUUGUUAAUUGAUUUAGCCAAAUUUGACAAGAAACUUGGCAAAGCAGUCGUCCGUAAGAGCGAUGGUGCCACCCUUUACUUGACUCGUGAUAUUGGUACCGCUGUUAAGCGUUAUGAAAAGUAUCAUUUUGACAAAUCUAUCUACGUUGUUGCUUCUCAACAAGAUAUGUACUUUGCUCAAUUAUUUAAAAUUUUUGAGCUCAUGGGUUUCGAAUGGGCUAAAAAGUGUGUUCAUAUUAACUACGGUCUUGUUCAAGGAAUGAGUACUAGAAAGGGUAAGGCAAUCUUCUUGGACGAUAUCAUGGAGGUUGCCAAAGAAGAAAUGCAUAAGGUUAUGCAAAAUAACGAAGAGAAGUAUUCUCAAAUUGAAAACCCUGAGGAGGUUGCUGACAUUGUCGGUAAGACUGCUAUCCGUAUUCAAGAUUCAACUGGUAAGCGUAUCAAUAACUAUGCUUUCGAUUGGUCACGUAUGACUUCCUUUGAAGGUGAUACUGGUCCUUACCUUCAAUAUGCUCAUUCUCGUUUGUCAUCUGUUCAACGUAACGUUGACUUUACCGAUGAACAGAUGAAGAAUGCCGAUUUGAGUUUAAUCACAGAGCCUGAUGCUUAUGAGUUGGUUCGCUUGCUCGGCCAAUAUCCUGAUGUUUUGAAGAGCGCAUUCCGCUUCCAAGAAACAUCUACUGUGGUUACAUACCUUUUCAAGCUGACACAUGCUGUUAGUAAAUUGUACGAUAUUCUUUGGGUUAAGGGUCGUGAAGAAAACUUGCAACUUGCACGUCUUGCAUUGUUUGGAGCUGCUAAACAAGUUUUGAACAAUGGUAUGAGAUUAUUGGGCUUGACUCCCUUAGAGAGAAUGUAG